Messenger RNA from Aspergillus calidoustus, 1503 nucleotides. The record is from the annotation of a GenBank genome assembly. NCBI's taxonomy places the organism in Eukaryota, Fungi, Ascomycota, Eurotiomycetes, Eurotiales, Aspergillaceae.
AUGGUCAGAGUGUCUCGUGGCUGCCAGCCCUGUGUUGACGCUCAUCUUCAGUGUAAUGGGAGAUCGCCCUGCUCCAGAUGCCGCAUCCUGAAUAUCACUUGCGCGAACGGUCAUCGGGUCUUCCAAUUUCGCGACGAAGCUCCCGCACUACGCCAGCGCUACCGCACAACACCGUCGCCCUCCCCCUCAAAGUCUCCGUCCCCUUCCGACCCGUUAGACCAGCCCCUACCCUCGCCUCAAUCCGGUGAACAGAUCGAACUCCCUUUGCGCCCAUCCCCUCGAGCUGAAUACAAAAUGGUUUCGCUCAGCAUGGACGAAUAUGUGAGCCCGUCAUUAAGCGCCAAAGCCAUUUCUUCCCAACAGACUCAGAUCUUCACGAAUUACGUCCUUGCUUCCUUCCCCUGUUUCUUCCGCUGUACGGAAACACGUGUCCCCAUCAACUGGGUUGAAUAUGUCGACCGAAGGCGAGGUUCCAUGAACUCUUGCUUUGACUGGGCCGUACGAGCAUGCACAGCUGCAUACCUGGGGUUCCUACAUGACGAUUCGCGAUACCUGCUUGCUUCGCAGGAAUUAUAUAAUCGUGCUCUUCGUGGUCUCGCACAUCUUGUAGCCAAUGAAGCUACCGCAAAGUCGGAUGAAGCAUUGGCCUCAGCAAUCACGUUAGCAGUCUUCGAGAAACACAAUUGCAGCAGCCCAGACGCAUGGUUGCGUCAUGCAUCUGGUAUUCGAACGCUUAUGAAACUUCGGGGCCCCAAGGCGCAUCUUCAAGGGUUCGGACGAGCCAUGUACAUCGUGUAUCGGAAUUUUCUCAUCAGCGCAGCUCUGGUCGAGGGCGAAGCAUGUUUCUUGGAAGAGCCCGAGUGGCGAGCGCUCAACGAACAAAUAGCUGCAGAAAACGCAAAACUACCGACCUCCUCACUUUACACUGAUGUGGUAGAACGUGGAUUUCUCGAGGUGUUAAAGCUUCCUGGCUAUGUGAAACGGACGAGGGAAGUACAAACGCGGUCCCCGAAGGAAAGAGCCAAGGUUCAGCCGGCCGUCCUUCAAGACGUCCAUGCAACUCGUGCUGCACUUCGAGGAAUCUAUACAGAAUUCGGCGUCGCAAUAUCAAUGCUUCGCUCUGGGCAAGAUGGUGAUGACGCUUUCGUCGGCCCGGUACCCCAUUUCUUCUUUGAAGGCUACUCCUCCCUAUUUGCGCGCGGCCUUCGCUUAGCCCUUCUGAUUCUCAAUUACUUGAUUGUGAUCAUGGACCCGAAACAACGUACGACAAUCGACUCUGAUAACUUCAUGCUUCUGAACGAUAUGUCUCGAAACGAACACCUACCGCACCCAAACUUCAAAUUCAAGCUUCCCCUGACGCCCCCGAAAUCACCUGGCCGCCCAAGCAUUGUUAUACGAUCCUUGAUCACUGCGGAAAACAGACACCCGCCCACUACCGACUGGAUGGACCGCAUCAUUACGACAAUGGGACUUGAAGCAGUCCACGUCUGUUUGGUCGGGUGA